AUGUUUACGAGUACAAGUUCUGCCCAUGAAGAGCAAAAUACCAUCACAGAAACCACAAAGACCCUUGAUGAAGAUGUGAAAAAGGAUGAUUCUGCUAAGCAACCCGAUUCUAUUUCCUCGCCUAAAUCCCAAUAUGCCACAGAUCCACCAAAAGAUGUACCAACCGAAAAAGACAUCUCUAAUAAUGAACCUACCCGUGACCAGGUGCGAAAGCAUCUUAUGAACUUGAUAGAUCAAGAACUCCACUUUAUUCAAAAGAUUUGUCCGAAACUUGGAAAACACGAAGAACAUAUAAAGAAAGAAGUCCAAGAAGCCUCUGGCAUUUUUGCAAAGUUAACAGCGGAAGUUUGUCAACUGAAGGAACUCAAAGAUCUUAAGAAGACUGUCACUAAACUGAAACUUCAAAUCCCAGCAAAAUACAGAACAUAUGACCUAACCGACCAACAAAAAGACCAACAAUACGAUGUCGAUAACAAAGGCAUCCUUUCCACCAAGUUACAGAAAAUCAUGCCCAGGCUGCAUAACGAACUGUUCCAUGAUAGUUCGUUUUGUAAAACCAUACAACAACGUUAUGAUGAACUCAGGCGUGAGUUAAAGCUUUGUUUGCUAUGUUUUUCAGUGUUUCCAGAAAAUGCAUUGAUUAGCAGAAGGUUAAUGGUUUAUUGGUGGAUAGGAGAAGGAUUUGUCCCACGGGAAGAUGAUUUGUUAGUUGGAAGAACCCAAGAGGACUAUGCUAAUGAUUUAUUUAAAGAGCUUAUGGAAAAGGAAUUCAUCGAGCCUAUUAUCUCAAAAUCGCAUGGUCGUAAUGUGGCUAUUUGCAAAAUGCACCCUAUGAUUCGUGCUUCAAUUAUUAUGAUUGCAGACAAGGUGAACUUCUUUGAUUUUGAUGAGUAUGGUAACCCAAAAGACUUUGGAAAAUUUGAUGAGAUAGAUACUCCAGACGAAAUUCCUAGCAACUAUCCCCUUGGUGAUCCAAGAGAAUUCUUUGAUUUCUACGAUGAAAACUACAAAGAAACAGAAGAACCCAUCGAAUUCUUUGAUUCAUACGGGGACCCAACUCCAUUCUUUGUUUAUCCCCAAAACAAAGAUCAACUACAUGAGGAAGAUCAAAAUAUAAUUGAGCUAAAAGAUACGCAUAAAAAAUACUACUUUUAUAAGAAAAAGAAGAUCAUCACAAGGUCCUAUAAGGUGUGUUUAAUGGGUAGUGGGCUAUCAAAAGGUAUCACAUGGGAGAAGCUUCAUCUGUUAUUUAAUAUCAAGGAUGAUAUUCUAGAGUUCAAGCCAGAAUGGUUUAUUAGAAUGAAGAAUGCGAAUAUGGUCUUCCUGGGAAGGUGGCAAAGCUCAGCUGCUCACCAUAUUGAGGUUGAGGAUUUCAAUUUUGAAGAGACUUUGGAGAAUAUGAACCAUGUGAGGUUCUUUAGUCUUCAAGGAGUUUCUAGGAUUUCCCAACUUCCAAAUUCUAUUUCAAAGCUUGAAAGCCUUCUCAUUCUUGACCUCAGAGCUUGCCAUAAUCUUGAGUUAAUUCCUAAAACCAUUGGUUCACUUAAGUUCUUGACGCAUUUAGACAUGUCUGAAUGUUACUUACUACAAGAAAUGCCCAAAGAGAUUUCGUGUCUAGAAUCGCUUCAGGUCUUGAAAGGGUUUGUUGUGGUCGAAUCACCAGGAAGGCAUGUAUGCACCCUUCACGAUUUGAUAAAUCUAGAAUACUUGAGAAAGCUUAGCAUGUACACACAUAUGAUAAAUUUCCCUCAAGAAUCACAUCUAGAUGCGUUACAAAAGUUGGACAUGCUUCGUAAGCUAACAAUCUUGUGGAGUGGCCAUGUGUCAAAUUUGAAUUAUGAUAAGUUGACAGUACAUGGUCAAUAUAAAAAGAAACUUAAACUUCCAUCGAUAAAACUCAUUCCAAAGAAAAAGUGGGUGAAAGGGUCCAUGAGAAGAAUGAAUGCCUUCAACAACUCAACAUUGGGUUCACGACUUGAAAAACUUGACCUCAAGUGUUUCCCCAGCAACCUUACUCCAAAUUGGCUAACCCCUGGUAGUCUUAAAGCGCUAAAGAAACUAUACAUCCGUGCUGGAAACUUCUCUGAUUUAGGUCAGUAUCAGGAAGUUCUUGAAUGGGAUGAUUUCCCCACUCCGCCCAAGGACACAUGGAAUGUUGAGGUAUUGCGAUUGAAGUACUUAGAUGAAAUCAAGAUGGAUUGGAGGGAGCUGCAAGAUUUAUUUCCGAAAAUCACUUCUUUGGAAAAAGUUAAAUGCCCAAGGCUCACACUUUUUCCUUGCAAUGAGCGUGGAGUAUGGAAUAAGAAGACAUCAUCGACUACAUGA
Molecule: messenger RNA, 2325 nt
Organism: Lactuca virosa
Lineage: Eukaryota; Viridiplantae; Streptophyta; Magnoliopsida; Asterales; Asteraceae
Source: the annotation of a GenBank genome assembly